This is a messenger RNA of Tripterygium wilfordii, 2115 nucleotides long. RefSeq lists its product as uncharacterized. Lineage: Eukaryota; Viridiplantae; Streptophyta; Magnoliopsida; Celastrales; Celastraceae. The transcript has 2 exons. Bases 1 to 2115 code for a protein of 704 amino acids. The record is from RefSeq and is a predicted model, not a curated record.
AUGGCUGAUACCAGUGAAGUUACUAACAACCAGCUGUUGGAACUCAUGCAAGCCAUGAGAGAAGACAUGUCAACGAACAAACAGCAGACGGAUGUGCGGUUAGAAUCAAUGUCAAUCGAUAAUGCAGCACUCCGUGAAGAGGUUUCGCAGCUGAGAAGCCAAAGCACUUCCCAAGGCCAUGAUCCUACUUCAGUCCGAAUUCCACCUUUUCCUCGCCUUGAACAAACACCACCCCCUAGAGACCCUUUGCCUUAUCCUUUAAGUGCCCAGUUUGUCCCCGGGAGCACCCCCGGGGGAUAUGAUACCUCUACUUCGAGGGAUUUGACCGGUUCUCCAAGAGGUAGGCUUCCACAGCCACCGCGUUUUCCUGCUGCACCUUUCGCAGGACCCACUAUCGCUUCAGUCGCCCAGGCGGCGAUGGCCAAGCAGAUUCUCGAACUGCGGGGAGAUAUAGAUAAAUUGACUAAAGCACCUCCUGCUUUGGCCAAAAUUAAUGCCAAUUGCUAUACGGGGUCACCGUUUGUGGACAAUAUAUACCAAACGGAUCUGUCGCACAAGUUCAACGUCCCGAGCAUGAAGUUAUAUAAUGGGACUGAUGACCCCGAGGAUCACGUGGCUCACUACAAGUUAAAGAUGGGUGCUAUCGCCAUACCGUACGGCAUGCACGAGACGUGCAUGUGCAAAGGUUUUGGAUCGACUCUUACCGGUCCGGCUCUGCGUUGGUACAUCAACUUACCCAACGACAGUAUUGCUUCUUUCGAGAAGCUAAUCGAGACGUUCAUGGUGCAAUUCUCGAGUAGUCGAAAGAUUCAUGAGUGCUCUGAUGAUUUAUACCGACUGCCCCAACGAGUGGGAGAAUCCCUCCAUGACUUCCUGUCAAGAUUCAAUGCGGAGAAAGUAUCCAUACCCUAUUGUGACCCAGGAACAACUAUUCAAGCGCUCCGGAGUUGUUUACUCCCAGAUGGGGAGUUUUAUGAAGAACUCACAAAAUGUGAUGUUAGGAGCUACGAAGAAGCUCUAAUGAAAGCUACCGUAUUUGUUCGGUGGGAGGAGGAUGCGAGGAGAAAGCUAGUUAAUCCUCCUAAGGAAGAGAAACGAGAGGACAAACGUCCUAGGAAGGAUCAAUCCACCUUUGGCGAGCCUAGCAGUAACUGGCGCUCCCGCAAGUCUGGAGCAUCAGAUUAUGCAAAAAACUGUCCAGAGUACCCUUUUAAGAUACACCAAGUCGAGGCUGUACAAGUCUUGAAGAAGAUGGGCAAAAAGGUGAAGUGGCCGCCUAAGAAAGAGACUGAAGGAUGGAAAGACCCCAAGAAGUGGUGUGAGUUUCAUCAGGACAUUGGCCACACUACUCCUGAUUGCAGAGGCUUUAGAUACGAAGUGGAUUACCUGUUGAAAAGAGGUCACCUCAGAGAGUUGCUCUCUGAGCACGGUAGAGCAAUUUGGGAAAAGAGGAAAGUCGAUGACCCAGAAGCAUUGCCACCGCCGCCACCAGUUACUCAAACUUACUGUGUGAUUUCUGGGGGAUCAGAGAUCAGUGGAUUGUCCCACACCUCUGCCAAGAAGCACGAGAAGGAAGCAGCAAACCCCCCCGUUAGAAUGGCACGAUCCCUGGGAACUUUCACUAACCAGGUGAUGGUCUUCACGGACGAUGAAGCUACCCAACUGUUACACCCGCACCAUGAUGCUCUGGUGCUCACGCUUCAGGUUGCAAACAUUAACCUGAAGCGAAUUUUAAUUGACAAUGGGAGUUCCGCCAACGUGUUGUUCUUGGCUGCCUACAAAGGAAUGGGUCUAGAUGAGACCUUGAUAUUACGAAAGUCAACGGCUCUUAUCGGGUUCAAUGGUGAGGUGAGCCACUCGGUGGGAGAAGUUGUGUUACCCAUAUAUGCUCCAGGGUUGAACAAGCAGACUCGGUUUUCCAUCGUAGAUUCACCUUCUGCUUAUAAUGCUAUUUUAGGACGACCUUGGUUGCAUGCGAUAAGGGCCGUACUUUCCACGUAUCAUCAAAUCCUGCGCUAUCCCACCAAUAAUGGCGUUAGGGAGAUCUUGGGAGAUCAACACUCUUCUAGGAGUUGUUAUAAAACCACCAUGAGGAGCAAGGGAGAAUCCUCAUAG